Caenorhabditis auriculariae is the source of this 26244-nucleotide messenger RNA. Lineage: Eukaryota; Metazoa; Nematoda; Chromadorea; Rhabditida; Rhabditidae. The record is from the annotation of a GenBank genome assembly.
AUGGACAUGGAUGACGUCGAGCUUCAAAUAAAUCGAAGAACUUGGACGGCUCUCUUGGAGAUGACCGGACUCCUUGGCGUCGAAGAAGUCGACCAACCGGUUCCGGCCGGUCAGUUUUUCUUGACUUGCUUUGAAGACUGUUUCCAAUUUUUAAAAAAGGUGUCGAGACAAAAAGUGAAACUUUUGAGACAUUAUCAAAAUUUCAUCAUAACUCUCAAGACGAGAAAUUCGUGGUGAAAAAAAUUUUUUUAAUAGAUUUUAGAAAAAAAAAGAACUGGUUUUGAGCCAGAUUUCAUCAGAAGAUCGAGCUGUAAAAAAUAUUCCUACAAAAAAAUGGUCCGUCAUGGUCUUCAUGUAGCAUGCAGUUUACCUUUGAAAAUUCUUCGAGCGGGAAAAUUGAAAAUUUCCCACUAAAGUGACCUUUUAUGUUAGGAAAUGAAGGGGUUCACGGGUUUUCUAUUUUAAAAUUUUCAAAUGAGUAAAAUCUGGCAAGAUUCCCAUUCAUUUCAAGCGACCUACAUCAAUUCUUCUUUCAUUAUAGAAUAUUAAAAAAACUCUUCUGAAAGUAAAGUUAUUAUUUAUAGCAUCAAAAAGAAUGAGCUUUGGAAUCCUUUUGCAUGUUUUUUUUUUGUAAUCGAAGAGUGUUAGUACAAGAUGAUGAGACUAAAAAAAACAGGAUUGACGUAGGCCGCAGCGAAAAUAAAAACUGGUCUUGGCUUGAAAUUUGGCGAAGAUUUAUGAACAAGUAGAGUUGUAGUGAUAUUAUUAAAACGUAGAUUUUGCGUAGUUUUUCAUCUUGAGUAGGUCAAAAUUAAAAGAUUAGUGGUGAUUGUUUUGAUGAGAGGUUUCAGUGACUUUUGCGUUGGAGAAGUUGUUAAAAUAUUUUUUAAUCAUAAAGUUUCUAUAAAGUAUGAAGUUCAAAAAAUAAAAAAUAAUUUCCCGAAUCAAAAAAAAAAAAUUUGAAUUUUUGACAAGUAAGUUAAUAUUUUGCAAUCUGCUUCAGUUUUUUUACGGAAGAAACUGGUUUUUCAUGGAACAAUAAUAAGCUGAUUUUGUCCCAAAAGCAAUUCAAAAAGAAGUUGUGAUACAAACUUCGAAAAUUGUUUGUGGAUCUUUCUAUUUGUCUUUAGUGAUCCUUAACAAAUUUCAAGCAACUCUAGAGGUUUGAACAAGUGAAUUUUUGCAAAAACUCAAGCCGGAAUACUAAGACGAGGUGAUUUCAACUUCGAGCCUAUUUGGACUAGAAGAAAAGAUCGAAAAUACAACUAGAGCACUCCACUUCUGAAGCAAGUUGAGCAUCCAAAAUCCCCGAAGGAGUUUAUGAAAGUUUACGGAAUAAUUUUUUUUUUCGGACCACUCCGUUGCGAAGAUCUUAAACCCGCCCGUUUGAAAUCACACUCUGGAUUUUACAGAAAACGUUCCAUCAACAGAAGAUCUGCUGGCUCGGAAACCGCCGCCAUUUUCCGUGGCAAGUGUGAUUCGGGCCAAGUCUUGUCGGAUCGGAAUGCCAUUCCCUAGAAAUGAUACUCGUCUUGGGUUCAUGACCAUCGAUGGACUCGAACUUGAAUCUGAUGUAAACUUUCAGAAAAAAACAUUAUCUUUCAGAUUGUACGUUAUAGGUGGUUUUGAACGAGCUUCUGGAGACCCUGUCGAUGACUUUAUCAAUGGACGGGAUGAGGGUCGACGACAGGACGCCGCUCUACUCGGAGAUGUACCCGGAGAGACUUGUCCUGGUCGACAGCGACGUCACUGACGUCGUCUCCGCGGCGUCUUCUGCUCAUCGGAAGCCCCUGCCUCGACCGCAGCAGCUGCCUCCUGAACGCCGCGCCAAGAUUCAUAUCAUCAAGUUCUCACAACAACUUGACUAGAGUACAUCCUGACUUGUAGAUACCUCGGCGAAGAUCCCAACAGGGAAUGCGACCUCAAAUUCAAGUUCCAUGUACCUCAGACAAUGCGAUUUUAUUAUGUACAUACACAUCGGUGAUUCUAACUUCUUUUGGUGUAAGAAAAAAGGAGUAUUUUUCAAGAUUCUUCUGCGGUUUGAUGGAUUUUUGGAUGCAGUUCAACGAGCUGCAAGACUUGGUCGCCAAGAGCAAGAAAGUCACGGUAAGAAUAUUUCUUAUCAGGGAGAAAUCGACAUGAAUGAAAAAAUGAGAUGGAAAACCGCGAUGUAGAUUCAAUUGGCAGAGCUCACACGCGCAAGUCAUUUUGAGUCGGGCGCACAUCAAAAAAUUAACUCUAUUGAAAAGCUUGAUUUCAAAACUUACUAAUUUUUUAAAUAAUGAAUGAUAAUCAGGUGAUAGACGGGAUUCGUUCCCGAGUGCUUCUCGACGUCGACGUCGCCUGCACGACGACAAUCGUCAUGCCGAUGAAUCAGACCAGCGACGACGCCAUUUUGUGGCAAUCCGACGGCCUUCGCGUCACCAACAAGUUCCGAAGGCUGAGUGACUUGAGAGCCGAGAUUUUCGACAAGUACUCCAUCGAGACCAAUUAUGGAUAUGGUGGGUUUUGAACGAAAAUUAUGUGAAUAAAAAAAAAUCACUGACCCCACGGAACUUCAGAAUAUUCCGAAGCAGGUCCUCUUGCGAGAACGCAAUAUAUUGCAAAGGCUAAGAUAUAUUCACACCCAGAUCCGCCCCCUUUUUGAAUAAAUUGAAGUUCAGAUAAAUUAUCUUUUUAUCAAUGGGAAAUUUAUCGGGCCUCAAUCUUCGUUUCAUGAAAAUUUGGUUAAAAAAUUUAUAGCCUUAAUCAAAAAAAUGAAAAACUUUUUACACCUUGUAGAUGACUAAGCUAAUGUUAUAAGUCGAGUUUUCUGAGCAUAUACCUCACGUUUGACACCAGAGCUUUCAGACGAAAACAUCGAUUGUUUGCUGGACUACGUGGACUUCGUCCUGACCAACAUGCAAGCCUUCGAGGCGAAACGGCUGCCGAGCAUCGUCGUCACGGCGGCACAACGCAAAAAGUCGCAAUCAGAGAAAGUCGCCUGGCGGACCGUCGGCGCCGACGCGUUCUCGACCUUCUUCUUCGCCGUCUGCCCCCAGAACAUCUUCUCCAAACGCUUCGACCUCGUCACCAAGUUCCUCCGGAAUCUCGACAGCGCCCAGUCUCAUAAUGGUCAUUUUCAACUCUUUUUUAAUAGGAAAAAAGCUUCAAGUUUGAAUUGUGAUGUUCCUCCGACGUUCCUACUGACAAGGGGUUUUUUUUAUUCUUGUAAAAGUGGCGUAUAUAUUCCUGCUUCAUCAUACGUCGGCUGGUAUGUAUCAAUUUUGAGAAACUGUUCCGAAUAUUCUCAUUUUUCCCAUCGAAUUCGGAAGGGACUACUGGAGGCAUAUAAGAAAAACUGAAGCUAUUUUUUUUUGGAUAAUUGAAGGAAUUCAAAAUUAUAAAAUAACUUUCUAAGAGAAAAAAAAAACAGAUGUUUUCUUCCAGUUCCGUUGCUGACCAUCAUCACGAUGGUGUCGAAGCUGAGCUGGAGAAUGACUACGGAUUUCUAUGUCCUAAUGCGAGGCGUUUUGGAGAAAAACUUUGCCGAUCCUCUGAUUCCACCCCCGGAAACAGUUCCCCUCGAAAUCCUCCAAAGACCUGCUGCCGGAUGUGUAAGCCUGAAAAGUUGAGAUUUCAUACAUCUCACUGCAUUUUUACAGGAAAUUACGACCGAGAACAAGUAUUCCACUCUCGCUUUCCGGCUACUGUUUGACAACGUCGAGCUGGACCUUCAAGUUUUCCAAAGUUUCACCGAAAAAUACAGAACUGAUUUGAAAGGUGCCGAAACGGCUCGGAUCAGCGAAGGAAAUGUUCUCGGAACAGUGGUCUCCAUUCGCCAGUGUACAGUUUGAAUCGUCGCGCGUUUCUUUCGACGUCUUCGUCGACGGCCAAAGCGAGCUGGACCUGAUCUGCGAAAGGACCGAACUCAUCGACAUGCGCCAUGGUGAGCAUUCGUGAGCAAGUAUAGAAAUCAGCUAGUCCGGGAGAAGAGUUGGCUUUAUGGAUGGGCAAGUACAGAACAUAGUCAGGCCGGGAGGAGGGGCUGGCUUCUAAAUUUUAUGGAAGAACAGGAAUGUAAUGAAUUUCCACCUCAGGGAGGUAGUUUCAGUGUAAAUCGAUAACACAACUUUUCGUCUCAAGAAGAUAUUAUAACCUUUAAUUCAGAAAAACUUGGGAACAGGAGUCGGCGGCCAUUUGAAAUAGUCUGCCCAUUUAUGGUUGUCUUACGAAAUUCCCCAAAAUAAAUUGGCAAAAAAAUUGUUUUUUUAGGCUUUUUUUAGUUUCUUAUAGCUCAGUUUUAAAGCUUUGUGAUAUUUAUUACAAUAAAUAAGAGAAAAAAAGACAGUUAGCCAUGGAGCAUACUUCCACCAGGCUCGAACGGCUCUUUUUUUCCAGGCUCUAUUGUUCCGUUUUUUUUAGAAAGUGGCUGUUUCUUACGAGUUUUCUGACACAUGCCGUUAAAAAAAAUUAUCUGGAGUUGCAUUUUUUUCAUAAUUUUUUAAAAUUUGUUAAUCGACGUUUUACUACUUUUCAGUAUUGAAAAUCUGAAAAAAUGAACCGUAGCUGAAUGAAAAAAAAAUAAGUCGUUUGAGGUCUACUGGGCAACGGGAAACGAAACUUGUUCCCGAAAAUCCUUCAACAUCGAGACCCGAAACCAGCAUCGUGAGACUCGAUUCUCAGGACCCGAGCGAUAAAUAUAACUAUAUUCAGACCAAAUUCCAGCUCCCUCAUGUCCGAGGCUCAUAUUAUGAUGAAAAAAGACGAGCCGCCCGUUCUGACUUUGAUCCUCUGUAACGCGAAGGUGAUAUUGGCUCCGGAUUGGCUCAACGACGCCAAGGAAUUCGUCCUUUUGUUCACGGAUUUUGUCCCAAAGUGUACGUUUUGGAAAGUUUUGAUUUGAAUUUUGAAGAAAAAAAUUUUCAAUAGCUUUGGCAAAUUUUGGCUAAACAUUUUUUUGAAAGAUUUCGCAGCUUUUAGACAAUUUUUCGUAGUUUUAUGUCAAUUUUUUUCGCAAGGUUUUCAAUUUUUCAACAGGAUUUUUGUCAAUUUCUCUUAGCUUUUUUGAAAGAUUUUUGCAGCUUUUGUCAAUUUUUCAUAGCUUCUUUUCCAAUCUUUCACAGGAUUCUUGACAAUUUUCGUAACUUCUUUGACAAUUUUUCGCUUUUUUCAUUUCAACUUUCUCACUUUUUAUUUAUUUUUUUGAAAAAAGGAAUGUUUUAAGACAGCGACGAGCCUCCAAAACGAGUCUCUUCUGGAAUAUUGACGUCCAGAGACGGGAGUGUCGUGGAGAGAAGCAUGAGCAAUCAGCCGACCGUCUCCGGUGAACAGACUUUCAAUGUCAAAAUCACGUUGAGGUGGUUUUUCGAGUCUAUUUUCUCAAAUUCUAUGAUGAAUUUUGUAAACCAAGCCUAUUUCCUUGAAAUCUAUGUUGCCUUCAUGUUUAAAAAAAAGAGCUGUUUUAUUUUUUUGAAUCAAGUCAUUCUUAUCUUUUUUCCGAAUCAAAUAGGAUGAGAAAAAAGGGUCCUUGCCAAUUUAGGGACUCGGAUCUAUAUUUGUUGGAAAAUCCAGCGGCUGAAAAAUACUUUUCGCGUUGGUCGCUUCGACCACAGCCGUGCUCAACACAAACGACGCUUUCGGGGAGAUUUCGGCCAAUUUGGAGAUUCAGGUUCUUUUUUUCAAAAUAUUAAUUUUUGUAGCAAUGAAAAUGGUACAUAAAACUAUAUUUUUUUCAAUGCGGAGUAAUGCUUCUUUUGAAUUUUCCCAAUAAGAAAAAAAAUAUUUUUUUUUAGAAUGAUACUGUUCUACCACUGAAAAAUACUGUCGAAAUUAUAAUUAGUGGAAAAAAAUAACUUUUCAGAAUUAUUUCUGCAUGAAUCUAUCAAGUUUAUUAAUUUUUUUUAUUGAUUGCGGGACGAUUUUUUUACUUUCAAGUGAGCACUUAAGAGGCAGUAAAAUCACUUGAGGGAUCGUCCAAAAUGUAUUGGUUCAUGAAAAGCUUUCGAGAAUUUUUAUGUGUAAAUUAGGCUCUUAUGGAAGAAAAUAUAAGAAAAAACCUUUUUUCACAUUAAGUUUAUUCACCCCUUCUUUACAAAUUUCAAAGUAUUUUCGAUUUUCCCAAAGAAUUUCAGGUGGGAUUAUUGAGAAAAUCUUCUAAAUUUCCUAGACAAUGACGGUUUCCUGGUGCUCGAUGCAACACGAAAAAGAGACGAGAAACCAGUGCUCGAAUGAUUUUUCGAUAGCCAUCGGAUUGUCCGUGGAGCGCAGAUUCCCCUCGACACUUUCCGCCGCGUCAGUCGACACGGCGCCGAGAAGCCCCAAUGUGAUGCUUUCAACUGGAAUGCAACUUCCCGUUUCGAAACAUGCUCUUGAGGUGAGAAUAUCGCAAACAACUUAUUAUGUUCUCUGCUUACGCUAUGUAGAUCGAUGGGUUAACAGUUCAACGAACCUCCCAUUUUGAGCUGAAAAUAGACGGUUUCAGAAAUUAUUUGUUUCGAGGAUAAACUCGAUUUUUCGUCAGACUGAACAAAACGGCCUGAAGCUUGGUCAGAUUGUAGGGGUCGAUUAUAUAUCGAAAUUAAAUUGAAAAAGACGCUUAUUGAUACUGAUUUGGCGCCCUCUCGAGGCUCCGGGAGCGGUAAAAAAAAUUCUCGGAAUAACGUUCAUCAUACAUGGGAUGAGCGUUACUGGCGAUCACUUUUAACUAAAAAAAAAAUGACUUCUGCCAAUCAAUUGAACUCGAAAAAUUUCAUUUUUGAUUUUUUUUUUUUUAUAAGAUUGGACUAGCGCCGCCCAGCGCGCACCCUUAAAGUUUUUUCACGGUUUUUGCUGCCCCCCCCCCGCCCCCCUUUCUCGUUUUUCUGCCAAGUUCUAUCCCCUUUUUGAGGUCCCACAGAGAAUAUCCCAUGUAUGACGUUUAUAUGCUUUAUGAAAAUUCUAUAUUUAUUUCAAAAAUUUUAUUUGAAGCCAUAAUAAUGCGGUGUGGGGUGUGGAAGUGAAAAAGUUGCUUCUAGCCCACGCAUGCACCUCCGCCUCUAAAAAAGAUGAUUUUUCAAAGUGUAAAUUUAGGACUUCUUGAAAUACUUUUAAAAAAAGGGGAAUUUUGAGAAAGUUUGCCUUUCUAGUAAAAAAAAUUCAAAUUCAUUCUUCACUUUUUUUCACUCUGAAAACUUGAAAAAUAAAAAAAUUCGCAUCUUCAGAACGGCGACAACACUGACAUUUUGAUGGAGGUAAAAUUCGUGGGAGAAAUUUCAUUAUUUUUUUCAGUUUUUUUGGGAUUUGGGGCUUUUUUCAUUAAUUUUGUUUCAGCUUAAAGUUUGAUUUUAUGUAACCCUGAUACUUUCUUCAUCCAAGUUUUAUCAAGCUACGAGUUCAGAUCGAAUUCCGGAAGAUGAUCGGCAAAAUGUCGUACAAAGACGCACGGGUACUGAAAGCUGUUAUGACCGGUUAUGAGAAAUACGUUAACGAAAGCCUCGGAAAAUCGCUCAUACCGAUUAUUGUGCCGAAAGGACCGCCGAAAUGUAAUAUUUUUCGAUUUCGAGAUGGAAAUAAAAGGCUUUUGCAGCUGUGAAUAUCGGGAAGUUGGCGGUGAAGACGGAACACGCCGAUUUGUGGAUUCUCGACGAUUUCCAGGGCAGCACUAUUCCGCUCCUUCGGUUCUCCGUUUCAAGUGAGACGUUUAGCAGAAAAUUCAAAAAUUUGUAACUUUAUUUAUUAUCGACUGAGCUUGGGCAGGCAAUUAUGAAAGUUCGGACGGUACUUUUUUGGAAAUGAAGGCCGUUUUCUGCAUUUGUGAAACAAGGCCUUCACGAGUAUUAGGACGUUAAUUUUUUGAUUUUUCUUCCAAUAAUAUGAUUUUUGAUCUAUUCAUUACAAAAAAAUUGACUCGGUUCAAUUUUUUUUACUUUUAAAAAAUACAAAAAAAUUUUUUUGAAAAAAAAUUUUUUUAAAAGCAAGAUUUAGUGUGAAAUUUAAGAUCUGCUGAGAAUAGACCUUCUCCACGUUGUUUUUUUACGGAAAUAAAAAAAUCGGAAAUGAGAAAAAAAUGUUUUGAAACGAUACAUAAUAAGGCCUAACUUCUCAAAAAAUUACCGUUUUAACCUGACGAUUUUUAAAAUUGCCCUCGGUCAUCAGUUUGAAAGUAUAAAUUUUUCAGAAUAAAUUUUUUUUUUAACGGAGCCUCUUUUCAGACUUGUCGGUAGAAAAAGUCGGCGAUCGGCUGAAAUCGUCUCUGACUUUCUCGGCUGACUACUUCAACCAGAAAGUCUUCGGCUGGGAGCCCCUCAUCGAGAAAUGGCGCAUUUUGAGAUUCCUGUCUCAUGUCAAAGACCGAAAUCACACUAUUGAGCUCGUUACCGGUGAGUUUUACGGCAGGAAAAAAAAUUUCAUUUGAGAGGAGGCUGAAUUUUUUUUUUUUGAGUUUAGAUCAACUACUCAGAGAUAUCAAAACAAUUGCUUACCGUAACCUAUUAACCGCAAAAAAGCCAGAUAUUUCAAGUUUGUUUCAAUCAGAAGCUUUCAUGAUGCGCAUUUUAUGAGGAUUUCUGAAGAAGUUCGAAAAACAAUGUUCUUAAUAAAGCAAAUUUUUUUUCUUGCUUUGAACUCAUAUUUGUUUGGAAAGUAGGAGCUUUUGCAUAACUUCAAGUGGACCGUUUGUUCAAAAACUGGAAGCCCAAAAGUCUGGCAUUGACGUUUCGAACACCUCUGAUUUCUGAAAAUUUUUUUUGUUCACCUAUAGUUCCGAGUAUAAUUCCAUUUUGACAGAAACGAAAAGCGCCUUGGAUAUCAAUAUAACGGAGCAAUUGGUCCAACAAGCGAUGCAGUUCAGCAGCCGAUGGCCGGCCAUUAGAGCUUCUUUCGAACGGGAUGAUUUCAGGUAUCAAGACUUGUGUUCAAGGGGAAAAUUGCGCUUCAAAAAUUGUUCAUCCAGCCAAACUAUUUUGAGGCCAGUAGUGAGAUAAGCAAUAUUCGAAUGUUUUUCAUACAGAAGGAGUUUUUUUAACAGAAACUUUUUCAAAAAUUCUCUUUUUUUCAGGGUUUCAUCAGUAUGGAAUAAAUCUCUUUGAAGACAGGUGGAACUUAGCAAUUUCCCAUUUGAAACUGGGUUUUUUUCUGUAUAAAAAUUUAGUUUUAAAACUUUAGUUUUAAAACCCCAUUCGAAAGACGAUUUUCUGAAAUUUUUGCGAAAAUGUUAUAUUUCCCCAUCUCUUUUCAGAAACAACUGUGUUCGAACCCGGUCUGAUCAUCUACCGUACGUUAUGAGAAACGAAACUGGUCGAGAUUUGGCAUUCACGACAGCGGUUGAUGACGUCAUCAACGCUCGAAACGAGCAAAGAAGGGCCGCGAUCAGAUGGACCGACGUUCCGAGAGGCGCCGAGAAGACUUUCGAAUUCCCGACCCGGUUGCUCUACUCGGUACGGCUUGGGUUACUGUAUCCUUCAAGGAAAAAUACAUGAAAGAGCUGUCGAAAAGGGAUUAAAGAUUAAAAUCAGAAGUUUUCAGUAAUUUAUAACCAAAUUGUGUGAUCUCCUCAAUUUUAUUUCAUUUCACCACAAAGAGAACCUUUCCAAGUCUUCCAGUAAUAUCUUAUUGUUUAACUUGUGCCCCUCGAUUUAUCGAAAUCUCCUCUUCUUGUAGCACCUGGAACGAGAACCGCCACGACAAUUGAUCGUGAGGGUCGCCGGCUGGGAUGAAAUCUCGCCGGUCAACGUCGACGCCUGCGGCACAUAUUUCCGGAUCAUCAAGGCUCUCAAGGUUCGAUUGGAAAGAUACAGUACUGGCCAUAAAGGUAUUUCAAAGUGGUUAUUCGAGCAUAACUUCUCUGAAAGUGGCUCAAAUGACUUGAAACUUUGCAAAAAUUUCAAAUAGCUACGCAGUAACUUUUUCCCAAAAAAAGAACUCAUUUGCUCAAGUCAGACCGGAUUUGGGAGCAAAAAACCAAAAAUCGUGAGAAUCAAGAUUUUUCUCUUGACAUUCGAAAAAUCUUAUCUUCAAAGAAACUUCGUUUUCGAAUCAGAAACUUUUUUCCCCAGUAAAACAAGUCUUCGGCUUUCCGAAAAACCUAAUCAGCCCCUCACCAACCCGAUAGUAAGAGCGUAGUGACUUUUUCUUCGAAAGGCCCUUGCGUUUUGAAGCCUCCUCAUUCAAAUGGACUAUACGAGGUCAUUUUUGUUUGAGAACACCCUGUAUCAUGUUGAAAAACUUUGAAACACCCUCAAAAAUAGUUUUACAUUGAUUUCUUCAGCUUUCUCACUUUAUCUGCUCUCCAGAACUCACUAACUUCACUAGGACCGAUUUUGAAACCUCUGAUUCGAAAAGUUUUUCUGGACUUACGGACAUUCAAAGCAGUUUUUGUCGGAUCAAUCGCUUUUCAAUCGUGAACUCGAGAAUAAAUAAUGGCCAAAUUGCAGUCUCCUACUUCCUGAAGACUGCUAAUUUUUUUGCUGAAGCAUUAGUUUCACAAGACCAAAAACUUAUUUUCCCAUAAAGUUUAAAGAAACUUUUUACAGUGCCUAUCUUCGAUCUGAGAGCUAGAAAAAGGAGUUACAAAUUUAUCUCAUGAUCUAAAACAUUUAAAAAUAUGAAAAAAAGGGUUUUUAUCAUCUUCCACAAGAUUUGGAGCUCUCUAAGCAACACUUGCUGGAACGAAGUUUUGAGAACUUUAAGAAACUCAUUAUAACUCACUAUAUCUUUUGAAUAAGUAAGCAAAACACAGUGGGUCUUCUUUUAUUUUUAUUCAUCAAAGUUCUGAAGAAGCUCUGAAAUCUGAAAUGAGAAAUCGAGAAUGUUCUGAUUUUGAAAAAGGAGCAUAACCGCUUCAAAUCAGAGAUUUCAAAAUCGGUCCUAGUGAAGUUAGUGAGUUCUGGAGAGCAGAUAAAGUGAGAAAGCUGAAGAAAUCAGUGUAAAACUAUUUUUGAGGGUGUUUCAAAAUUUUUCAACAUGAUACAGGGUGUUCUCAAACAAAAAUGACCUCGUAUAGUCCAUUUGAAUGAGGAGGCUUCAAAACGCAAGGGCCUUUCGAAGAAAAAGUCACUACGCUCUUACUAUCGGGUUGGUGAGGGGCUGAUUAGGUUUUUUGGAAAGCCGAAGACUUUUUUUACUGGGGAAAAAAGUUUCUGGUUCGAAAACGAAGUUUCUUUGAAGAUAUGAUUUUUCGAAUCUCAAGAGAAAAAUCUUGACUUUCACGAUUUUUGGUUUUUUGCUCCCAAAUCCGGUCUGACUUGAGCAAAUGAGUUUUUUUUUUGGGAAAAAGUUACUGCGUAGCUAUUUGAAAUUUUUGCAAAGUUUCAAGUCAUUUGAGCCACUUUCAGAGAAGUUAUGCUCAAAUAACCACUUUGAAAUAUCUUUAUGGCCAGUACUGUAAGAUCAGAAGCUCGAAACACUUGGUUUCACUCAAAUCGAAGCAUUUUUAAAGAAGUCAUGGAUUUUUUAACUUUCUAAACGUUGCAAACUAGAAGCGCAUUUUUCUGGCUCAAAAAGCUUUUCGUGUUUCAUAUCCAAAUUUACGCUCAGAAAUUUUAGCAGCUGGUUUGGCUUGAUUUGGGCAUCUUGAAGAGAGUUAUGAAUUUUGAAACUUUUGGCUUGGAAAAUUCAAAAUUUAUUUUUGGGCUCAAAACGCUUUUUGUGCUCCAAAUCUAAAGUUAUAGGGAAGAGCUUAGGCUCCCAAAUCUCAAAAAGUUGGUUUGACCUGAAUCGGAGCAAUUUGGAUGGAGUUGUGUAUUUUCAAAAUUUUUCAAAGCUGAUUUGUUUUUUUUUUAUGUUCAUGAAUUGGAAAACUUGAGCAACUCGACAGAUAGAAAAAAAAAUGACAAUUUGCAGCCGGAGCUUCGAAAUGCGCGACUUUUGAUAGCCGUGACGAUGGAGAAGGAUGGAAAGAAGUUGGUGACGAUCCGUUCUUCGCUCGACGUAACCAACGACUUGCCCCAUCCUAUCGCAGUCCUGACUGAAGGAACAAGUAAGCUUCAGAAUCCUACAAGUUGUAUUACACUUGCAAGAACAAAAGUACCCCAAACGGGCGUGAAAAGGGAGCUAUGAGAGUUCCGUUUCAUUUCCUUUAUCAAACCGCUUUCAAUCGAUACGGAGGGUUCAAGAAAAUAUGGAAAAGGGGUCGUUUCAAGUGAAAAUAAAAACAUAUAAGGAACUCCAUUUCAAGCCCUUUAUCAAAUCUCUCAAUUUCGCCGAGACUUUGAAACCUACAAAAGGUUGGAAAAGGCUGUAAAAAGGGACAAUAUAGGCUGAUUGAUCGAACCUUUUUCUAUCUUUUCUAGAAACACUUCUAAUACAUUUAGGACAUUCCUAGUGUAGUGUAAUAUAAUACACAAUAUACAUUUAUCGCUUUUAUAAAUUUUUUUUUGGCCUUCCGAUUCGAGAUGUUUCAAAAAGAUCCAAAAGAAAAGAUUAUUGAGCGAAGAUUUCAGCGAACUUUGCAUGGUUUUUCGGUAAAAAAAGAAAACGAAACAGGCGACUUCGUCAGUAUAUAAGCUUUUUCAGAGCAUACAUAGGAUGAGCAUGAAUCGCGAAACAGCCAACCCCCCGCCCCCCAUUUGAAUCACUAUCAAUCAAUUGAGCUUUACAAAAUUAAUUUUUUUUUUUUUUAUACAUGAAUGUUUGAUAUGUUUUUUUAUAAGAUCGGACUAGCCUCGUCCAGCGCGCACCUUGAAAACGUCUCCUCGUUUUUUGCCAAGUCCCCCCGCCCUUUUUUUCAGGUCCCACCGAGACAUUUGUGUUUCAGAGGGAGAACUGAUGACGAUUGAACCCUCCGGAUGUGUCUCGAUCCCGUUGGAAUUCGCCCACGCACAACUUUCAGUCUAUCCUGUUGGUCAUGUCCAUGUCGCUGAACAGGUUUGGAAAGGAUAUGCCAUCGUAAAUCAACAUUGGCGUUUUGGAAAUUUUGCAAAUUUAUUCAGAACUCUUUCUUACACCUUCCACCUUGCAGAUUCUAUCUGAUUUUUUUUUUUUGCUUAGCAGAGAAACAGCAAUUCGGUGAAAGAACGAACACCCUUGUAGAGUUGUAGAGUCACAAAUAGAAAAAAUGAUUCAUAAAGGUAAGUUAUAUUUACUGUUGAAUUUAGGCGAAAAUCUCUUGGGUGAAAGUGAGGACGCCGGGCGAAGUCGUGAACCAGACCCAACGACUUCGUACUCACUCCAAUAUUCAGAAUAGUUUUUAUUGGUUCGUUUUUUUCUGAAUAAUGAGGAAAAUAUCUCCAGUCUUUCACAUAAAAUUCAGGCUUUGCACGGCAGUACGACGGGAGUACUACCCAGAACAAGAAUAUGAGUCGAUUCCCGGCCAUUCGGUCCAUAUUGUAGCCCCGCUUACUUUACAGGUUAUUAUUGUGUCCCAGAAGGCUCAGAAAAAUGAAAGAUGAGUUUAGAAUCUCCUACCCAUCGACAUGGAGGUCAUCAUUCAGGAUAGCACAUUUGCCAUAGCCGCCGGAAAGUCUUUGAUGAUCACAACGGUGAAUUGGCUUCUGGAUUGAUUUAUUUUUGGGAACCUAGUAGUUAAAAAAAAAUUCUUUCUCAUAAUGAUUAAUCGUCUUGAAAGUCGGUAGGGCUGUUUAGGGUUUUGAGAAGGUCUUCAGGGCUCUUGAGGGCUUCAAGGAGGUCGUUAGAGCUCUUUAGGGCUUCAAAAAGGUCAUUUAAACUUUUUAGGGCUUCAAGAAGGUCGUUAGGGCUUCAAGAAGGUCGUUAGGGCUUUUGGGGCUUCAAUGAGGUCGUUAGGGCUCUUUAGGACUUCUAGACGGCCGUUAGGGCUCUUUAGGACGUUUUGUUGUGUUUAGGGCUUCAAGAAGGUCGUUAAGGCUUUUUGGGGCUUCAAUGAGGUCGUUUGGGCUCUUUAGGACUUCUAGACGGCCGUUAGGGCUCUUUAGGACGUUUUGUUGUGUUUAGGGCUUCAAGAAGGUCGUUAAGGCUUUUUGGGGCUUCAAUGAGGUCGUUUGGGCUCUUUAGGACUUCUAGACGGCCGUUAGGGCUCUUUAGGACGUUUUGUUGUGUUUAGGGCUUCAAGAAGGUCGGGAGGGCUCUUUAAGAAGUUUUGUUUCGAAAUAGGCUAUUUUGAACCUUUUUUUUUAAAUUUAAAAAUAACUACAUAUUCCCUUUAAAGAGGUUUUAUCCUAUUUUCCAGGUCGACAUAACCAAGGAAGUGUCGCUGAACGUGGCGACGGACCGAUUGACCACGGUCCAGCCUGUCACCAUCCAGAAAAGCCAAAUCAACGAAGGAUUAUUGUUGCCGAUCCGACUAAGCGACUCGAAACAUCGGCCCCUGGAUAUGUACGCCCAUGUCCGACUCGGCAUCGGACACUCGAUUUUCGUCGCCUUCUGGGUCCCCUACUGGAUCGUCAACAAGUCCGGUGCGAGUUUUUGCGGGGAUUGUAGAUUUUUGGAACAUUUUGAAGUCAUCGCUCAAACUUUUCAGUUUUGAAAGCCUGCCAAAAAUCUUAAAAGUAGUAAAAAGAGAUCCUGAAAGCUUCAAUCUGCUGAACUUGCUUAUUUUCGAAAAGCAAGGCUCGAAAUCUAAAGAAAACGGCGUUUUAUAGGGUUUUCCGUCUUUAAGGUGUUCUUUAUCGAAAAAUAGAGAUUAGACAAGUCCAGACUCUCAGAAUAUCUUCAUUUGAUACAUCAAAGAACUUCCUGACUAAAAAAUGAGCAAUAUUUUAUACUCAAUUUUCCUUUUUUCUCAGGAUUGCCAUUGGUCGUUCAGCAAGACGCCUCUCGUGUCGACGCUGCUGGCCAAAUGCCAGAACAUGAACGAGCCAAGGACAAGAAUCCCCUGAUGUUCAGCCUCGCCGACGAAAAUUGCCCCAAGGCGUUAGUUUUGGUCGAUUUUUUGAAGUUGAACAGGCGUGGGAAAGUAUGGACCUUAAAAUAUUCAGGAGGAAAGUUGGACCCGAGAAACUUUCAGAAAUAAAGGAAUUUUAACGUCAGGAGGUAGAAGUGACUUUAGUUCAUUGUUCAUUAUUGAGAUACAGGGUUUAAAAUGUAUGCCCAUGUAAAGUUCUAAAAGAAAUAAAAAAAAAUUAGGAAUAUGGCUUUUUUUUUCAGGAAAAAAUUGGGGGAAGCUUCAUAAUUUUUUCAGAUCUGAGUAAAACCGGCAAAUAGAAAAAAAACCAGAAAUUUUCAAAAAUACGCUCCAUAAAUUUGCAGAUGCCGCGUACGGCUUGGCAACGAGUUUGUGAGAGAACCCGGCUAUACUCCGAUACUCAGCGAGAAAUUCUUCCUGGCUCCCGGAGUUCAAGCUCUUAAACUUCGAGUGGAACACAAAACCUUGCCGACUCUUUAUUAUAACGUUGGAGUGGAAGUUCGAGCUGGAACUGGUCGGUACAAAGACACGCAGGUUGGAUGUUGAUUCAAUUUUUGAAGUAGGGAGGGGAAGAGCAUCCAGAAGAAAAAAAAUUGAAGGGAAAAGUUUCAAAAUAUUAUAAAUACUACUCACUGAUUUUAAGUUUUUCUCCGAAUUUUUGGUUUCAGAGGGUUCAAAAGGUAGCGUAAUCGGUUAGGAUCGAAUUCUACAAAAAGGCAAAACACGGUUUAAAAUUCACUUUUUUGAACCGUCUGAACUUCGGUAAUACUCUAUCCAAGGAAUAACUAAAUUAAAAUUUCUAAACAUUAAAUGAAACGAGACUCAGGCUCUGCUUUUGAAAAUUGUCAUAAAAAACUUAUUUUCUACUUUUGGAUGUAUCACAAUUCACGCAGAAACCCAGUUCACUAGACUUCCAUGUCAUUUUUUUAUGUACUAAUUUUGAUGAGUUUUUCUGUUCAGUGCACACUCAAAAGAUGAAUUCAGGUCGUUUUGAUCACUUCCCGAUUCGUCCUGCAAAAUCAGUCGUCUUUUUCCCUCAUGGUCUGCCAUCAUGACCUCAUUGAUGUUCGUUUUCACUUCAUUACUUGUAUUUUGUUCAGUUUAUUAAAGGCGCAGGGUAAUAUCCAGAUUACAGAUCGAGUCUGGGUUAUGCUCCUUUAAACGCACAGAAAGGCAUUUUUUUGUUGACAAAAAAAUCAUGACACCGAUCAAGGUCAUUCGAGUCAUUACUUUUUUUAUAAUAUUGUAAUUUUCUGAAUUCCAAAUUGAUUUUUGAUCCUUUAAAAGUUCCAAAAAGUCAUUUUGCGAUCGCUCAGAAGUACUUUUUGGCUCUAUAAACUUCAGGAAAACGUUUCGUCUCAAUACCUUUACAAUUUUUGAAUGAUAUGAGCCUUUAAACGCCUUAGGAAGCUUUGAAAAAAAAGCAGUAGUAUUUCAGAAGAAUAUUUUCUAUUCCCAGAAACCAAAAGAACACGCCCAUCUGGCCGCUCAAUCCUCGUUGACUUGGAACGAGAAUUUCGCCGAAAGAAGAAAGUUGUGUGUUCGACGGGCCGAUGUGAAACACUGGAGUUGUCCCUUCCUCAUUGAUCGAAUCGGAUCCUACCAUGUUACCAUGAGGUAAAAAGUGUUUUUCGUGGUAAAGGCACCUAAAAAACGGUUUCUAGAAGUUGGAACUUUGAAAAUUUAGCCGGAAAAAGGUUCUAGGGCGUUUUUUACAGUCACACCAAAAAUCGAAAUCCUUGUAAGAAUAUAUCCUGUUGAGAUUUUGAAUGUCAAGUCGUCGCUCAAGCUCCGCCCCAUAAUGGCGCGGUAAACCAAUCAGAGAGCGAGCCAUCCACAGAGCGUCUUCGAAUGACGUCAUUGAGCUUGAAGUUCAAAAUCUGAACGGAAUAUAGAGUUGAAAAAACGAAAAGUUGUGAAAUUUUCACUUCUAAUGUUAUGUAAGAAGGACUCCUGUUUCAAAGUGAGAUUUUAAUGCAUUUUUUUUGGCGAGGUUCUGUUUUCUGUAGGUUCGUAUACAAAUUUUUCUCAUUUUUUAUAGAAGUUGAAAAAGAUUUCAAGGUCUUCGGUUCUCCAGUGUUUGACUCUUCGCCGAAGCGAAUCUAUGUUUUUUUUUUAAUGAAAAAUCUUUUUCAAUAAUAAUUUUAGAAAUUUUUGAAUAUUGAUAUGAUUUAUAUUAGUAAAUAUAUGGUAAAUCUCAAAAAGUUGGCAAAAAAAUUGUUCGCUCUGGGAAGGAGUCGAAUCUGUGACCUUGAAGAUUUCAUAAAAAAAUGAGUGUAUUAUUGAAUUUUUUUGCAAAUUGAUAGUUAUAAGCCAAUAAAAAGAAAGAAAGUUGAACAAUUUCAGUUUCUAUCGUUCAAAAUUUUCAUCUGACUUUAUUAGAUUUUUUUUCUAUAAAUCCACUUCUGACAUUGGUUUUUGAAGCUCAAGAUCUGAAUAAUUCGACAAGGCUCUCAUAAAAAAAAGUUAUUACUUCAAAAAUUUGUUCUACGAAUCAUGUUUUUUUUUAGUUUCGAAAAUGUUUUACGUCUGAGUUCAGAGAUUCCGAUGAGACACCGAGGUUCAUCCGAGUGGAAAUCAUCCUCAGCAGCGCCGUUUUCAACAUCACCUUCACUGAUGCUGAUUAUUAUCCUGCCCCGAUUCGAAUCGACAAUCGGACGGAUGUUGGCUUGCAAAUGAGAAAGAAGACAAUUUGUGGAUUUUGAAGGUGCCCAUUCUGUAUCAACAGCAGUGCACGACGCCGGCCAGCCAGCAUUUGAGAACGAUUUGCAAGGCGCGGAGCCAUGUCGACUACGCCUGGGACGAUCUCUACGGGCUGAAACGGGUCGUUUUGCAGGUCAUUUGAGGGGUUUUUUUUUUUUGCGAAAAAAGGGGAUUUAAACCUUUUCAAUGAAUGCUAGAAGAGCGGAAAAUGUGUGAGCGCCAAAAAACAGUCUGGAGCUUCAAAAUUGCAAAAAUUGCUUCCAUUUCAACUACGCCUGAGACGAUCUCUACAGACUAAAAUAGGUCGUUCUGCAGAUUAUUAGGGGUUUUUUCGUGAAAUAAAUCAAUUUUACUUCUCAAAUAUAUUGUAGAAGAGCGAAAACUGUCUAACUGCGGCCAAAAAUAAAGCUUCGAGGAUGAAAAUCGCAAAAAAUUAGUUUCGAAACAAUUUUUUGAAAAAACGGCUGCGUAGGCCCAUGGAAAAUUUGGUCUAUGGGUCGGUUUGAAACUUUGGAACAGAAAUUAAAAAUUGAACCUGGAAAAGAUGGACUGUUUUUUCAGAAGAAGCUAAAAUGAAAACGCGGUUUGCCAUAUUUUUGUUUAAAAGAAGAGAUAUUUUUGAAAAAAUGAGCAAAAGCCUGAUUAGAAUGUGCUCCAUCACUAACUUUGCGAAUUUUUUUAAAUUUUGCAAAUUUUACUUUAAUUUUUCAAAAAAUUAAGAUUAUUUCCUAGUGAUCUGGAAUUCUGGUUCAGUUUUUAAUUUUUUUCUAUACAUGCUCAUAUUUUUGGAAAUUUAUUGUUACUGAUUGAAAAUUAGGCGCAGACUUUUUCUGCGCCAUGAAUCUUUUCUAGGCUGAAUGUUGUUUGAAAUUUCAUUAAUUUGUUUUCUCUUUGGUCGUUUCAUGAGAAAAUUCACCGUUGUUUCUCAUACUUUAUCACUUUUUUUUCAGGUUUAUGAGAACCGGAGCAAAGCCUAUGACAUCCUUGUACCUGGCGCUCGAGAGCCUCUGGUUUAUGAGAAUUAUUCAUUCAUUCAGCUCACCCAGUCUUUCAAAAAGUUCUAACUCCAUCUAGUUACAGUUAAACUCAAUUUGUUUCAGCGCGAAAAUGGCUAAGGAAACUGACAAAUGCGAGUUGGUUCUUGAGACGAUGCAAAAGGGAAAAGUGAUGCUCAACAAGCAGAAUCGAACCGAUGGGAAGUGGGUCCAAUUUCGUUUUUUGGAUGCAAUAGAGCAAGAAAACUUGAUUAUUGAUAUUAUUCAGAAUGAGGUUAAGGAACUAUUGAAUGACGCCAUGAAAACUUCAAUUUUUUGAUAUUUUUCCUUUUAUUAAAGCUAAAAUUCCUGUGACUUUUUGAUCUACUGCGUCUGAAAUUUUCAGACUAAUUUUAUUUUCUGUUGAACCGAUUUUUUGUGAGAGAAAAGCUAAUCUUCGAGAAAGAUGACUUUUUUGAAAACAAAAGUUUGAUUUUUCGACCAGUAGGCUUUUUUCAGCAAACUUGAUCUGUGGGAAAUAUUAUAUGCCAUUUUACUCGAACCUCGGUAACGAUACCCGGAAGCGCUCCGGACGAUUCUGAGUUAUUCUAGGGAUCCCUUGAAAGUUCUGACGCUACUAAAGUGGUCACUAGAAAUGCCCCGACACUUCCGGUUCGCGUUACCAAAGUUCGAGUACUUUUUUUUUCUGGAAUGGGUUCUCUUGGCGCAGUUUUGGCGAUUUCAAAUAUUUCUUCACAGGGAAAGUCCAAACGACCUUAAAAAGGCCUUUAAAAGAAAAUCCUAAAGCUCCUUUUCAAGUCCCUAAAAAGGUGUCAAAGUUUCUCGGAAUUUUUUUUUUCCACCUUUUUACCGUCUUUUUUUUAAACCUCCUUAAAAGGUCUAGAAAAAAAGGCGACUUUGAAGCGACUUCGAAGUUUUGAGAUUUAACCCGCGUUUACAGAUUCGAAAAUAUAUGAAAUUAAAAGAUCGACACUCCCGUUUGUUCAGCUCGUAAACUCCAAAUUUUCAAAAUUUUUUUAUCAAAAAAAAAAUCUGAUUAGUACUCGAUUUCAGUAGCGGGAAUCAACUGUGGAAACUGUGCAAAGAUGGAUGCAUUGUGAACGUCGGAAUGAACAUGAGAGCGAAAGGCGACGAGAGGAUGGUCCUGGACGUCCUGGAGAAGGCCGGCCACCGACUCAUGAUGAUGCAUCGGGAUCCGGCCCGAGACCGCUUCCAACGGUGGACCGUCAUGCCAGUUCGUAAAAGAAGAAACUAUUCAAAACAAAACUAGAGGAUUAGAAAGAAAAUAACCUUACAUCUUUGCUGCCUCAACUAAAAUAUACUUUUCAAUCCUACUUUGGAGAAGAGAAACGAAAAUGUUGUCAGGACGGACGGAUAUGCCUCCAAGCGAUGCCAAACCUCAUGAUGACGCCCAAACAAACGGAAGUCUGUGUCGCCGAACACGACAGAGACGUCGCCAGGGGCGCGGAUGGCGUUGCUGUUAACCAGGUACUCUUUAGGAGAUGAUCGAAAAUCAUAUUUUAAUAUCAAAAAGAAACAUAGAUAAAGUAGCGUUUUUGGAAGAGAAACUUUCAAAGUACGAAGGAUGCGGAGUUUUUCAAAUUUCAGCAAUAGACAAAAAUAAUGAAAUUUGUGAGCUUUUUCAAGUAAACAUCACAUUUCAGAAAGUAGUGUGAACGGUUUAUCGAUAAAUAAACGAUGACUUAACUUUGCAGAUUCUUUGCUAAAUUUUGUGUAAGGCUACUUACGGCGUUUUUAUUGGUAGAAAAUGCAAAAAAUGAAAGAGGCGUGAUCAAAACCUCCGCCGUCCCCACGUAACGUCAUGAGAAACAAGCGCAAACAUCAGGGAAUAUUAAAAGCGAAUGUUCAAUGGGUCAUGAGACGAAUCGAUUUCUCAUCAGAGUGAGAAACAUAACUGAAUUUCGGAAAUUCAGAGAUGAUUUUGAAUUUCGCGAAAAUUACUUUAAACACGGUAUGUGCGAUAGCGCCGCAGUGCAUGCACACGAUACACACAAUUUACAGAAAAAUGCUCUUUUUGACUUUCAAGAAGCAAAAUUGAGUCUACCUUUUCCGGUAAACCACGGUGAAUGUAUUUUAAUCACCCGCUUCUUGUACGUAGCUCCAGUUUGGAAGAAACAAACCGAUUUUUUUCAAAACCCACUUUUUUCCCGUUUUGGCGAUUCCAAAGACUAAGGCAGGUUAAAAGUAGCAGAAGUCUAAGGAAUAAUGAUGAAACUUAAGCUUAUCCGAGAAAAAAUUUCAGUUCAGGCGUCGUAUGAAAGAAAGUAGUGAACAAUUUACCAAGAAACGGGAGGAAGACUUUUCGAAAUGCUAUAAAGAAAAGCUCAGAAUUAAAGAUCAAGUUUGAGCAUUCACUAUUUUCUUGCAUAUGGCCCCAGAUCGCAAGAAAAAAAAAUAAUCUUUUUCAAAAUCUCUUUUUUAUUUAGUCUUGGCGAUUCCAAAGACAAAGGCCGGGCAGUGGAGUCCUCGACGUGGAAUGUCUUCACAGCGGUCCCACUGUGGUUUAUUUCAAGCCUUAUCAUCUUUCAAAAAAAUAUUUCCCGUUAAGGUUAUCCGUAUAACGGAUCGAGAACAACAGACCCGCUCUAUAUCCGAACCACUGAUCCCAAUUUCUUCACUUGGUUUGUCCAUUUUAAAAUUUUUUUUUUCAGACUAUUUUCCUGAGGUUUUCCGUUUCACAUAGAUUGGGAAAUAGACAAAUUUAUUUUUUUGGUAUACGUCCGUCAAAAAAAGGGAUUCUUCAAAAACAGGACAAUAUAAUUUCCUUCAGGUGUACUCGAUAUCAGUAUAACUAUGAGAAACGGCCUGGGAAUUUCUCUGGUCAACGGACAGUAUGAGGAGCUGCUCUAUGCUCAUUUUGGUUAGAAAUUCUUAGAAAAAAAGUGGAUAGAAAUGAAUUUUUCAGGUGGAAUCGUUCUGAGCGCCCGACGGUCAAACAACACUUAUCAGUUGACAGGAAGUGUCGAUGUUAUUCAGGUGAAAAAAAGGAUAAAAAAAGAAAUUUACUAGGGAAAUUUUUUUAUAUGAAUGAAGAGAUGAGAACAAUUGAUAGUUUUUCUUUAAAUUAUAAUUUUCCUGAGUUAUUGAAGCCCCUGAAGUUAAAAUGGACAUUUUGACAAUUUUCGAACCGUUUCUUGUGGAGCAACGUGGAGUGAGGAUUUAUAUUAACAAAGAUGAUUUUUUUAAAAAAAGGGUCUUGAAAAUGUUUGUCUCCUAGUAACCUGUUCUAAAUUUUUUUUUUUUCAUUUCAUUUUUUUUUAUUUUACUACUGCUUUUAGCUGUAAGAUUUGAGUUGUACUGCUUAUUUUUUGUAAAAUUUGAUUCAUUUUUUUUUUUUCAAAAAACUAAUUAUAGGUUUUUUUCAGAUAGAUAACCAACUUUUAUCAUCCGAUCGGUGGCAAGUAUUGUACUGUCAACAGGACGUGGACCAGGGCGAAGACGAAGACGGAGAUGAACUUCCUGCUGGGGUAACUAAAAGCCAAAAAAAAAAUGUGGGAAGAAAAAGGCUAGCGCGCUCCACGGAGAAUCGAGAAUUUUUGAUUGAAAAGAGAUUUUUAAUUCCAUUAAUGACGAAUUCCAUUAAUGAGUAUUUUUUAAGACUGUAAAAUCCCUCUAGUGACCACUUAAACUUAUUAGUUAGCUGUGUUUUCAUCUAAAAAUCUCGUGUACUAUAAUAUCCAAGUUAUUUUGAAAAAGUCGGGAAUUUUUUUCUUAUUUCCAGCUGACCUCGGCCCGUCCGGCUUUGAAACUGGAGAUGAACUGCACGCCGAUGAAGCACUACGACUCGUUCGAUGUUUUUUUUUGUUGUGCUGAACUCAAAAAAGUACUGAUUUUUUCAGUGUUUCCGCGUCAAACUCUGCGAUAUGUACGUUCAACUCGACGAGCUUCUUCUAUGGAAAAUUGUCCAAAUGGCGCAGGCGUCAGACGCCGCCGCCAGUGUACAACAACGGGCGCUGAACUUGCCGCCGAGUAUUGAGUGCGUUUUUUGGAGGGUUUUGUUAAGCUUGUGCAAUGGGAGGGGGAGGGUUCGGGUUCGGGUUCAUUGAGCUUUAUUUGAGCUGGUUAAUAAUAAUAUUUCAUAAAAUUUGGAAGGUUUGAACGAAAGGUUCACGCAACCGAAUUAAGAAUUUUGUUGGAGUACAUUUUUUGAAAAACUUCUUGUUUAGGAGGAUUUUUUGUCGCGAAUUAUUGGCUUUAGGCCUUUUUCUGUGAGAAAACAGUGCUUCAAAGCUUCAUCUACGAGAUAAUUAAGUAAACUUUCUAGAAGUGUUUGAGAUAAUUUUUAGAAAAUUCUAAAUUUUUCACUGACAAAGGGAGUUUAAAGGCGGUGGUUUGAGAAAUAUCAAUGUUACUAGAGUGUUUCUUCCCCCUUUCUUGAAAGUAUAUCAAACUUUCAGGUCAAAAAAAUCAUUUUUAACAAAUUUAUGAACGAAAAACCAAUAAAAUACCAGCCAUUUUCCGCUACUGUAGGUACUUUCGAACACACUGAUCCCAAGAAAGUAGAAAAAAAGCGCCUUUUAAGUUCUAGUUGAGCGGGAUCACCUUCCUUGUAUUGAUAUUGAAGCUCAAACGGGAUUUGAACUGGGAGCUUGAAUAAUCCUUUUCAGUCUCGAACGACACGACCCUCUCCAAACACGCCGAUGGUACUUUGGAACGUUGGAUCUUGAAAUGGGACACGUCGCUCUUAGUGGUGAUUUCCAACACCUCAAGAUAUUUUCAGCUCUCUGAUUUUUUAGUGGUAACUGUCUCAAAGUCGGGCCUGCCUCGUGACCUGCGACACCUGAAACAGCAGUUCAACAUGAAGCUGAUCUCCUUCGAAAACGCUUCCGUGACCCUGCCGCCCUUCCGACAGUAUCACUACUUCGAGACGUCUUCAUUCCUUCUGGAAACCCUCCAGAAGUAUUAUGCAUGUAAGCGUGUGGGGCUGAAGAGUUGGGAAAAAAGAGCCAUGAAGACAAGUUUCUAACAAGGAAGGUCAUUUUACCUUGCUGUUUAAAAAAAACUGUUGCAUAUUCAAUGUAAGAAUACAUGUGCAAUCGACUUUCAUUGAGUUAACGAUUCUCUCGGCGCUUUUUUGGCUGUUUUUUAGUAACUAUUUUGGAUUUUGUCAUCUUAAUUUUUUAAAAAUCUUUUUUGACAGUUUUUUUUUGCAGCGGAACUCCAAAAACAGACGCUGAACAUUGUUGUGACGCUCGACGCGUUCGGAAAUCCACUGGGUCUUGUCACCGAUUUGAAAGAUUCAUUCCAAGUAGAAUCGAAUUUCAAGCAUCAAGAUCGAUAAUUUGGAUCCUUCAGGGUCUUUUCAUAGAAGGAGAUGUGCAAAGAUUCGUCGCCGGCCUGGGUUAUGGUCUGUCGAAUAGUGUUUCCAAGGUUUGGAUGGGUUUUUUUUUCUGGAAGAAAGAACGUAGUCAAGUUCCUAGAAUGUACCAGAAUUAAUUUAGAGAAGUUGAAAGGUAAAAAAAAAUAAAAUACAACAUAAGGCCACAAAAUUUUCUUAUCAGUAAUUUUAACCCGAAUUUCACUUCAGAUGGCUUCUUCGGUGGCUUCCGGAGUCGGUUCCUUCACUUUUGACCAGGAACAUGAGCUGAAGCGUCGGCACAACAUGAUUCGAUCUCAUAGGUCUCUAUAGUUCUGACCAUGACAUCAACAAAAGUCUUGUCUUUGAAGUUCUUCGUCGACGCCACUCACGCACUUGUAUUCUGGGGUGAAGGGUCUUGGUGUCGGAGUUCUUGGCGGCGCAACGGCCAUCUUCACGAAUUUCGUCACGGAGAGCAAGAAGAACGGCAUCGUGAAGGUGGGAAUCUUAGAAUUAGCUGGGCAAGACGAGUGGACAAGUUUCAAAGAGGCCCAAGAAACGUCAUUUCACUGUAAAGUUGAAGUUUGGCUAGACUCCUGUUUGAUUUAUCAAAUCGAUCUUUGAAUCAUAAACCGGCUCAACUUCCUAGUUUUCGAGAAAUAAGAGCUUUAUGUUUGAAGUGGCCUGUUCUUGCAGCUUUUAGUGGUUUCUUUGACUUUAAGGUCUGGUAGCUGUGAAUUUUGCAGGUUGAAGCUUUGAGAAUCUUUAUUUAUUUCAUCAAGGAGUUAUCUUGCCAUUUUUGUCACUAUUUUCAGAGAACUCUAAUAAGCUGGUUAAUUGAUUUUCAAUGUAGGGAGUGAUUCGCGGCGUUGCGACGGGAGCUGUCGAUACCGUAACCAAGCCGGUCCAAGGAGUCUUCGACUUUGUCGAAGGGACGGCUUCGGCGAUCAAGGAAGUCGCGAUGCCGGCGACUGGAGUUCGGCGGUUGACUGCCUCGAGGUCUGAAAAUAUAAAAAUGCGUCAUUUUUGAAGUUGUCAAUUCUUGAAAGACAAAUACAAAUAAUAAUCAAUAUUCACAAAAUCGAGUUUUUCGGAUCUUUCACAUUCGAUAGCCCUGAAGAUAGGGAAAAUUGUAAUCAAAACAGAAAAAAAAGGGAAACACAAGAAAAACAAUAUUUUGCCUACAGAAGAGUUCGACCACCGCGACUGUGCCGGAACCUGUACCACCUGCUGCCUUCCUACAAUCCGCUGAUGGCCAACGCACAGCUUGAACUUCUCCGGAUUAACGGAUAUUCUCCGAAGGAACGACUUCUCGACGUGGAGACCUGCCUCGAACAGUUCGACGGUACGGAUCGGAUCAUCCGGCAGUACGUCCUCAUCUCCACCAAACAGUGCUACAUCUGCCAGCAGGUCCUUUUUUGUGUCCUUUUUAUUUUCCGUCAUGUUGCCGUUUGUAUGAAGUCUUUGAACGGUUCAGGUGAACGCCGAUCCGUCUCAUGUGAUCCAGCGACUCGCCUACAAAUGUCUGAAGAACGUCCAGGCCAAGCCGCCCAUCGAGAACUCGUUUGCGAAUAUUGGUCAGUUGGAAAAAGCUCAUGUUGUUCUUGGAAACGAGCUUAUCACUACAUGUUUAAAAAAACUUUCAGUACAAAUGUCAGUUGAAGAUAUAUAUACAGAAAUUCAAUAUUUUCAUUUAUUCUUGUUCGACGUUGAAACUUCGAUCAGACUGGAAUCUUUUUUUUAGUAGUUUUGGUGCUUCUCUUGGUUCACAGUCUAUGACUUCUGAAGUCUAUUUUCCCAUUUCUGAGGACUAUUCAAUUUCAUUGAACAGCAAUAAAAAAUUUUUUUUAACUCAAACUAGGUAAAAAACGAAGACAUACGAAUAGAUUAAGCUCAAUGUUCUGAUGAUAAUAUUGUCAAAAUUUUGUUUUGACGUAAAAACUACUUUCUAAAAAUUCUAGAAAUUGCACUGGUUUAGGCCUCACACUUCUAAAAACUCUGAAAAGAAAAUUUCGCGGCAAAAAAUACUGUGACAUCACAUCAUCUAGGCCUUCAGGGAGUUUUUGCAACGAAAAAAAAAUCAAAUCUCUCAUAUACUCUAUUUGCCGCGACUUGGAACUCUUUGUUUUUUUUGCUGUGGAAAAUGGACUAUAGAAUUCUUCCUUGUUAAAAGCAAACAGAAUUUUGGCGCUUUUCUCGGAUAAAACUACAUCCUUCUCCGAAAAUUGCCCAUCAAGUUCAAAGAUGAGGCGAUUUCAGAAGUGCACUUGGACCUGGAAGAGAGACGACUGAGGUCCGUCCACAUCUGGUGCAGCCGACUCGACGUGGCUCAACGCCUCUGCGACAAAAUCCUCAGGGCCAAACAUCAGUACGACCACAGCAAACGGACUUUGAACGACCUCUCCAGUCGUCCUCGCUUCAAACCGACCGAUUAUGAUGCCGUCGAAGGCUGA